This is a messenger RNA of Gadus macrocephalus (Pacific cod), 6119 nucleotides long. It is a transcript of the gene cfap52, whose product is annotated as cilia and flagella associated protein 52. The record is from RefSeq and is a predicted model, not a curated record. Gene Ontology annotation, biological process: cilium assembly. Gene Ontology annotation, molecular function: protein binding. NCBI's taxonomy places the organism in Eukaryota, Metazoa, Chordata, Actinopteri, Gadiformes, Gadidae. The transcript has 15 exons. The coding region runs from base 4096 to 5964 and encodes 622 amino acids.
AGUAAUGCUUAAGACACAUUAAGUUAAGUGAUUUCUUGUAAUUGUAUUUGUCAAUUUGUAUAAUUCUUUUUAUCAUUAUGCAUGUAUCAAGCACUUGGAUUAGAUGGCAUUUAACUUAACCAGGAUUUAAAAAAAACAAAACAUUUUUGUUAAUUUUGUUAAUUCUUUUGCAACUUUUCAGCUAUUGGGAAAUACACAUCAUAUGGCCUAAUGUUAUUUUAGAUAUUAUAUGUCUAUGGUUAUUUUAGAUAUCUUAUCUUGAAAUUAAUUGGAAUAUUUGAGUUGGUUUACUUUACAGUAAUUGUGAUAUUUAUAUAUUUUUUAUAUACAGAAAAAUAAAUACCCUGGAAAUCUAUGUGUCCCUGUUAGAAAUAAUUAUAGACAGGUGUUGUAGGAACUGGGCAGACUUUUCAAUGAUUUUGGUGGCUUCUAACUUUAUUGAACUGCUCCAAGCCACCUUGCUCCGCAAUCGAGCUACAAAGAAAGACCAACAUUGCAGGUGUGGUGGAUCAUGUAUGGUGCAUGUAGGAUCCAUAGAUUGGAUGGUUCUCCCUUGAGGCAUCAUGCGGGAUCAUGAGGCGCGGUAAUGUUUGCUGUUACUGGUGCUCCCCGCCACACUGAGGCGCUGGCGAGUCCGCGUGAGAAACCAACGACGAACGAGACAUUGAAACCAAAACAAAGUCCGCCAACAUUCUACUGGACUGGGGAUGUAACGAAUGUAAGUUAUCAUAAUCACGUAGAAGCGUUUCAUUGUCCUGUACGUUGACGCCUGACGGUAUUACCACUUGUUUUAAAACACGGAGACCGUAAUAGCAUCCCCGUUCAAUUGAAGUGCCUACUACACUGUUAUGUUCGCACCGCAGCGCCCAUACUGAGGUUUAUUUUAUAUGUAAAACAAUUGGAUGCGGCGUUCUUCAUGUGUUAUACGAGUUAGAUGUCUAUAUAUGCGCCAAUCUCGAAACAAGCAAGCAAGGACACAAUUCUCACAGAAAAGCUACGGCUAGUCUUUACCUAGCUAUAUGACUGACCUUAUUUAGCCAAAUUAUGGUCUGUACCAUGGAUGUAUAUGGCCGUGCACAUGUGAGCAUAUGCGAAUGUGUAUUGAUUUAGGUUCCUGGAGCUUGGCACGUACAGUAAGCAUCCCUGUAAUGUUAUAAUUUUUCCCCAUGAAUGCCGUUAUAUUCAACGAAGAUUAUAUUCAAUACGUUACUGUGCUAAGUAAGUGUUAUUGGUUAUUGUCUUAUCAGGCUGUAGAUUAGUGUAGAAGGGUUAUCCCUAGCUAGCCAUAAGUCAUUACAAUGGAAACAAUAAGCGUUGGAUAAUCUUUUAAUACACAUACAAUUUGUAUACCUAUUCCAGGGAUGGGCAACUUUCAUGAUAAAGAGGGCCACAAUUCUUCAUCAUCACCAUCAGAGGGCAAUGUGACUGUGCACUUCAACUAGACGUAAACUGAGAGAAGCUACACAUUUUUGAAUUUGUUGGAUAUGAUUUCCUGUAUUCUGGUGCAUUUUGGGGAUGGCCACUACCUACAAAAUCUUCCAGAUUCAUAACCUAUGUAUAGUAUGUUGAUUGAACCAACAUACCUUCAUUUCAUGUUUUCCAUGCUCAAACAGCCACAUGAUUGGUUAGUAUUUCGAUCAGUGCAAAGGGCUCACAUACAUCAUCAUUCAAUGAUGUCACAAAACUGAAAAACAGUGGCCCAACAUUAAGUGCAACAACUCAAUGAACUCAAACCCAACAAGCAUGAUAUUCACUUCAGGGCAGUUGUAGGCGACUUUAGUGGAAACCUUUCAUGACUGAUACCGUUUCUAAGCAAACUAGACACAUGGGUUAGCCUUUGAAUUCUAUGAACAGAUACUCUGCUUUCCUUCUUUCUUAACCAAGUUUUCUGUAACUCGAUUUUUUUUUUGAUUAUUAUUAUUUUUUAUUCAAUAAAAACUAUGUGCGGGCCUGACUGAGUGAGGAUGUGGGCCGUAUGCGGCCCACGGGCUGCCAGUUGCCCAUCCCUGACCUAGUCCAAACCAUAAUAUAUUCAGUAUUAGUGCAUGUAUUUUUGUGUAUGUGUGUGUGUCUGUGUGUUUUAUUACAGCUUGACAGCCAUGGGACCAGAUGCUGAAACGGUCAUUAAACUAGAAUCCUCAGAUGAAGAUUGGUCCAACCCGGACGACACGCCAACUCCUGCAACGGAGACCCGCACAACCAAGAGAUCUUACUCCUGCUCUGUCUGUGGCAAGCUGUUCGACAGACCGUCAAGGCUGGAGCGCCAUGCAAGGGUGCACACACGCACUUGUAUCCGCAAGUCAAAGUGCCGCGAGGAGAGUCCCAUGCAGUUAGUAAAUCUCGCCAAGGACCAGAGUUGCCUCAACAGGCCCAGGUAUUACCCCUGCCCCGACUGCCAAAAAGUGUUCACCAGUCCGUCAAAGCGCGACAGGCACGCGCCCGUGCACCUGAAGAAGCCCAGCGGGCAAAAUGCGUGUUCGUACUGCACCAAAGUCUUCAAGAAACCCACCGGGCUCAUACGCCACGAGCGGAUGCACACGGGUGAAAAACCUUUCAUCUGCUCCGUGUGCGGAAAGGGCUUCUCCGACCCAGGACACUGCAAAGUGCACGAGAAGGGACACGCCGAGCUUCCGGAGAAGCCUCACUGCUGUAAAGACUGCGGCAGGUGCUACCAAAAGCCCUCCCAGCUCAGGCGCCACUUCCGCACGCACACAGGGGAGAAGCCGUUUGCCUGCGCCCUGUGCGACAGACGCUUCAUUCGCUCCGAGGGGCUAAAGAGACACGAGAACUUCCACAGUGGACACAGGCCGCACAAGUGCAUCGUCUGCCCAAAGGGCUUUUACACCCGCCAUGAACUCAAUACCCACAACCUGAUCCAUUCGGGGAUGAGGCCGCACGUGUGCCCCGUGUGCGGCAAGGGAUUCACGCAGCUGGGCAACAUGAAGGAGCAUGAGCGCUGCGUCCACAGGAAGACGGAUCUUUACAAAUGCGCAAAGUGCAGGGCGUCGUUCACGCACAGCCAGACGUUGAAAAAUCAUCAGCGCACACACACAGGCGAGAAGCCCUACCUGUGUGUCACUUGUGGCCAGCGGUUCGCAUGGAGCCGUUGCCUCAGUAGACACCAGAAGACACAUGUGCACAUUCAGAAGGACCUGGAGGCCAAAGAAACGCUCCUGGCCCCGGAGAUCUUGGAGACAUCUUCUGUCACCGAUCACAGCAGCCAGACGCUCAGUGAAAUAGAAAAAAAAAACUGAUUGCAUGAAUUGACGAAAUUCGUUACAGUUGGGUGUCCAAUAGACUUUGGCUGGGUUCUCUGUUGUAUGAAAAACAUGAAUAUAAAACUGCAAUUGCCGCACAGGAGACUUAAAUAAAUGGAGACAUCUCCUUUAUUCCCUUGUUGUGUGGCCGGCUGACACGUUUGUCUUUUUUAAAGCCUGACGAUUGCAUUAUUUUUUGUUUUUCUUAUGCUUUAUGUAAAGGUUAACGGUGUUGUCCCAUCACACUACCAUACGAUUUUGGAAUCAGGCUUGUGUAAUAUUAUUACGACCCUGACGUCUAGGGGAUAGAGGGUAACAAAGACAACUCAAACAGUACAGACACCGGAUUUCAAAAGUAAACAAAAGGGUUAAUUGCAAUAACAAUAUAAUAUCAAGCCCUAAGUAGAUCUAAUAAUCGAAUCUAUGUUUUAACAACAGGGUCGUCUAAUAAAGAAAUGCUUCCUUUUACUCAUGAUGGCAAUUACGGUAAUACUGAGAAUGCAAUCAUUAUCAGAAGGCAGUAGGCAUAUAUUCAUAAUAAAUGUCAUACCAAAGAAACAUUUCCAAAACUAUUCUCAGGUAACAAUAUUGAAUGGAAAGUACGCUCUUUAUGCAGAUGCUGGCAAAUCUGCAUAAUUACGUGCUCGUUCGCGGUCUGCCGUCGGUGCACGGGCCCGUCGUUGGACAAGACCAAUCAGCGAGAGCCCGGCUGCUUUGUUGCUAGGCAACAUGUGUUUGUGUCUAAAGCGAAUAGAAAAAUAAAUAAAAUCGCCGGCGGGAGCUGAACUCGGCCUUCAAACAGGAUUAAAACGUUUACAUUUAUCAGACACUCUUAACGAUGGCAGGAGAUGAUCAGGACAUCCCGCGACUUGAGCUGGAAUCUGUCAUCGGGUUCAAUGGACAUGUUCCGCGUGGUCUGAGAGUCCAUCCAGACAGAGACCACCUGAUCUAUCCCCUGGGAUGCACUGUCAUCCUGAAGAGCCUUACGGAUGGCAAACAGGAGUUCCUGCAUGGUCACACCAACAACGUGUCCUGUGUUGCGGUUUCCAAAACUGGCUGCUAUGUUGGCUCAGGACAGGUCACCUUCAUGGGCUUUAAGGCGGACAUCAUAAUAUGGGACUUUGCAAAGCGAGCCAUCUACGCCCGCCUCACGCUUCACUCUGCAAAAGUGGAGGCGCUGUCGUUCUCUCCCAACGACAUGUACCUGGUGUCCCUCGGAGGCCAAGAUGAUGGCAGUAUUGCAGUUUGGAACAUAGAGAAGAAGCUGGCUAUAUGUGGGAAUCCAGCCUCUGCUCACAAUGCUGGGCAAUGCCUCUGCCUCCAGUACUCCAACACUGAUGACAACACCUUCAUCACCGCUGGAAAUGGCACAUUGCGGCUGUGGGAACUGGACCUCCCAAACCGUAAGGUUAGACCCUCUGAGUGCCAGACAGGCAAGCUGAAGAGGAUUAUCAAAUGUAUUGAGAUAGCAGAGGAUGAUCAGUACUUCUUCUGUGGUACGACCAGCGGAGACAUAUUGAAGAUGAACAUGAAGACUGGGCUAUUGAACAGCUGUGGACCAGCCAAGCAGAAGUUCAGCCAGGGCGUGAACGUUUUGAAGAUAUUAAAAUCCCAGGAGAUCCUUGUGGGUUCCGGAGAUGGCUGCCUCACCCUCUGCUCUGGAACAACCUUUAAAACCCUCAAACGCGUGCAGCUGGAGGGAGCGGUGACCUCAAUCGCCAUGCGGGGCGAGGGCCAGCAGCUGCUGGUUGGAACGGAUGUGUCCCAGAUGUACCGCUUCAGCUACACCCACCUGGAGGAGCCGGAGCUCAUCUCCUCCAGCCACAGCAGCGCCGUCACGGCCGUGGCCAUCCCCUACGGUUCUUCAGAGUUGUUUGCCACCUGCUCCAAGGAGGACAUCAGGGUGUGGCACGUGGAUCGCUCCAAGGAGCGACUCCGCAUCACCGUUCCCAACAUGACCUGCAAUGCCCUGGACAUCAUGGUGGACGGACGGAGCAUCAUCAGUGCUUGGAACGACGGCAAGAUCCGCGUGUUCGCCCCCGAGAGUGGCCGGACCCUGCUGGUCAUCGACAACGCACACAGCAUGGGGGUGACCGCCAUCGCCGGCACCAGGGACUGCAAGAAGAUCCUGAGUGGAGGGGGAGAGGGACAGGUGCGUGUGUGGGAGCUGCAGCAGGGGGGCUGCCACCGGCUGCUGGAGACCAUGGCCGAGCACAAGGCCACCGUGACCGACAUCCAGAUCAAGAGGAACGACAAGGAGUGUGUGACGGCCAGCAGCGACGGAGCAUGCAUCAUCUGGGACCUGGUGCGCUACGUCAGGAACCAGAUCGUGCUGGCCAACACCCGGUUCCGGUGUGUUUGCUACCACCCAGAGGAAUACCAGAUCAUCACCAGUGGCACAGACAGAAAGAUCGGCUACUGGGAGGUGUACGACGGCGCGGCCAUCAGAGAGCUGGAGGGCUCCCAGUCAGGGGCCAUUAACGGCAUGCACGUCUCCCAAGACGGCCGCUACUUCAUCACGGGCGGAGACGACAAGCUGGUGAAGGUGUGGAGCUACUCGGAGGGCGAGGUGACCCACGUGGGCGCGGGCCACAGCGGCAGCAUCACCUGCGUCAGGCUGUGUGGCAGCAGCCGCACCCUAGUGACCACCAGCUCAGACGGGGCCAUCCUGCGCUGGCGGUUCCCCCACCCGCUCUCCUCCGACUAGGGGCCCGGCCGGGGCCCACCGCUCGGAGGAGGAACCCCUGGAGCCUUGAGACCACCGUGAGGCUGUGCCGCCGUCCUCUGAAUGACAGAAGCAAAGGAGCAAGUUUUAAGUGCCGUUAUGUUUAUAGGAUGAAACAUAAAAGGGAUUUACGUUUA